Messenger RNA from Benincasa hispida (wax gourd), 2150 nucleotides. Its product is annotated as triose phosphate/phosphate translocator TPT, chloroplastic-like. The record is from RefSeq and is a predicted model, not a curated record. Gene Ontology annotation, cellular component: membrane. NCBI's taxonomy places the organism in Eukaryota, Viridiplantae, Streptophyta, Magnoliopsida, Cucurbitales, Cucurbitaceae. Gene Ontology annotation, molecular function: transmembrane transporter activity. Gene Ontology annotation, biological process: transmembrane transport.
ACUUAUAAGCAAAUGUUGUAUGAUCAUCUUCUCAGUUUUCAAAGAUUCUUCCUUCCACUAACAACCAUCGCCCUUUAAUGGAAGCAAAAAGUCAAAUAUUAUAUUUUAGAGGGAAACGUGAAGCCAUUCGUCUCUCUCUGAACUAAGCUCUUCUGAGGCAUAAGGAAUAUAGGAUUUCUCUCAAUCCGAAUUUUUCUCUCUUUGGAUUCUACAUUUCUUUUUCAGUUCACAGUCAACCAACACAACCCAUAGAACACGGUCUCCUCAGUGAAUUGCACGUAAAUUGUAGUUCCGAUUCUUUUGUGUUGAGAAAUUGCUACUCGUAGAACUCUGCUGGAAUCUGGGUCUUGCCUUUCACCGUUUUUCGUUUCAUUCCCCUGUUUUUGGGGGUUUUAUUAUCGUCUUCUUUGGCUUGAUUCUUGUUUGGGUUAUGCGAUGGCUUCGAUCGCAAACGUAAUUCAGUCUCCAAUUCGUUCACAUCGGUUACCUUCCUUUCGAUUGUCUCCCAACAGAACAGUUCCCGCCAAUUCUUUUGUUCUCAAAUGUCGAUCACUUGCUUUUAAAGCUUUGAACUCACCGUUUUCACCUUUGACGGAGAAUCGAACUGUUCUGCCGCCGGUGGAACUAUCUAGCAAGGCUAUUGAGCUCUUAAGUUCUAGACAACCGUUAAAGUCUCGAAGUGUGGUUCGUCUGCCGGUGGUGAGGGCAGCUGCAGCUGAUGCCGAUGGAGCUUCCGACGGGUUGACUAGCCCUUCAAAGAGCUUUGCUGCAAGAUUUCCAGCACUCAUUACUGGUUUCUACUUCUUUAUGUGGUACUUUUUAAAUGUUAUUUUCAACAUACUCAACAAAAAAGUUUACAAUUAUUUUCCAUAUCCAUACUUUGUCUCUGUCAUACACCUUCUUGUUGGAGUUGGAUAUUGUCUAGUUUCUUGGGCCGUAGGUCUGCCUAAACGUGCCCCGAUAGAUAAGGAGCUCUUGCUAUUAUUGACUCCAGUUUCGAUAUGUCAUGCACUUGGACAUGUGAUGUCAAAUGUUUCAUUUGCAGCUGUUGCUGUGUCCUUCACUCAUACCAUUAAAGCUCUGGAGCCAUUCUUUAACGCUGCUGCUUCUCAAUUUGUUUUGGGACAUCAAAUUCCCUUCAGUUUGUGGCUUUCUCUAGCACCUGUUGUUUUAGGUGUGUCAAUGGCAUCACUAACGGAACUUUCUUUCAAUUGGACUGGCUUUGUUAGUGCAAUGAUUUCAAACAUUGCAUUUACCUAUAGAAGUAUCUAUUCAAAGAAAGCGAUGACAGGAAUGGACAGUACAAAUGUAUACGCAUACACCUCAAUAAUCGCUCUUUUGUUUUGCAUUCCUCCUGCUGUAAUGAUUGAGGGACCGCAGUUGCUGCAGCAUGGUUUUAAGGAUGCCAUUGCCAAAGUAGGUCUACAAAAGUUCUUGUCUGAUCUUUUCUGGAUCGGCAUGUUUUAUCAUCUAUACAAUCAGCUUGCCGCUAAUACCCUUGAACGUGUUGCACCAUUAACACAUGCUGUAGGAAACGUAUUGAAGCGGGUUUUUGUGAUUGGUUUCUCCAUUGUUUUUUUUGGCAAUAAGAUUUCAACUCAAACUGGAAUUAGUACUGCUAUAGCAAUUGCCGGUGUCGCCAUGUACUCCUUGAUUAAAGCAAACUUAGAGGAGCAAAAAGGGAGGGCUGCUAAAAUUCCAUCAUCAUAAAAGUUCAGCACAAUCCACUGUAGAUAGACCCUAUUUAUAAACGAGGCUGGAGAAUUCACCCGAGUUUCGGAAUUCAACGCAGUUGCUUGAUCAGUCACCGGAGGAGUCUUCUGUACCCACCAGAGGAUGGAAACAGAGAUGGUAACUAUGAAUUUAGUUUUUCCUUGAAUGUUUAUCCAGGCUUUAUUGAAGUUAUUGAACAUGUUUUUAAGGGCAUCUCCAAUUGGAAUUUGCUGGAUGAUACCCAUACAGCUUAACAUAUGAGUUUAGAAUAAUCUAUCAUGCAAUGUUAAUUAGGUCCUGAUUCACUCAAAAUCUCAGCACAUGCUUGAAUUCCCAAACAACAAAUCCUGUCUGUCUUAUUAACUUCAUUUUGAAUCAUUAAUGAUCUUUAAAUAGAUCAAAAUAUCUAUUCAAUCUACAAGAAUCUAUUGUUUAGA